Molecule: messenger RNA, 4365 nt
Organism: Anoplopoma fimbria (sablefish)
Lineage: Eukaryota; Metazoa; Chordata; Actinopteri; Perciformes; Anoplopomatidae
Gene: cd109
Product: CD109 molecule
Exons: 33
Coding region: 1-4365 (1454 amino acids)
Cellular component (GO): extracellular region
Molecular function (GO): endopeptidase inhibitor activity
Source: RefSeq, a predicted model, not a curated record
AUGCCCCCCGGCACUAAGCCCUCCUACCUGCUGCUGGCCCCCAAGGCCCUCCGUCCUGGAGUCCCCACGUCGGUGUCCGUCACCAUCCUCGCCAGCUCUCCGGUCCAUGUGACCGCUCACAUCGUCCAUGGCAACCAGAGCGUGGCCUCAACAUCUGCUACUGUGGAAGCAGAGUCAACCGAGCUGCUGACUCUACCACCUAUCCAAGAGAGCGAGUCCAGCUACAAGUACCUUUACAACCUGGAGGUCAAAGGUCAUGUAGGCAGCGUCGAGGUUUUCUCCAACUCAACGCAGCUGAACUUCGACCCCAAAGGCCACUCCACCUUCAUUCAGACGGACAAGAUGAACUAUCGACCCGGGCAGAAGGUGAAGAUCAGAGCGGUGUCCAUCCUCCCCGACGGGAAACCCUUCACCAGGCCGGUGGACAUCACCAUCAGGGAUCCGAGGGGAAACCUGCUCAGACAGUGGCCGUCUCUGGACAGCGUCCUCGGGGUCGUGUCCAAAGAGUACCAGCUGUCUGAAAGCCCUCCGCUGGGUGAAUGGACCAUCGUCGCUACAGUCGGUAGAGUUUCAAGUGAGAAGCGUAUCAUCGUGGCUUAUUACAAGCUGCCAAAGUUUGAAGUUGUGAUAGAAGCUCCAGAUGUCAUUCAUCGUGAAGACACUCUGUGGUUCUCUGUCAAAGCAAAGUACAUGUACGGCAUGCCUGUUCAGGGAUACAUGAACAUAACGUUCCUCCAUAACCUUCAUGGUAUGGAAGAGGCUUACGAUGAGCAUAAAGAGAUCGACGGCAGCACAGACGUAAUGUUUGAAUUACCAAACUACGACUACUAUAUGAUGAGCAAAAGAGCUCUGGAGAUGGCCUUCUAUGACGGAUACUUGGACGACGAGUCUCUAACGAUCGUGGUUCAUGUGACUGAUCACCUCUCAGGUCUCACAUACACCAACACAGCAAAGGUGUCUGUGGCAAAGUUCAGAUAUACAAUUUCUUUUGAUGGAUAUCCCAAAAUAUUAAAGCCGACUCUGGACUUCGCUGCCAUGCUGAAAAUAUCUACAUACAAUGACAAGCCGCUGUCACCGGAGGAUCAGCGAAUGACAGUUCACGUGUCAGUGAUGCAGCAAAAGCAAAGUCCGUGGAAUUGGGAAAUGUACAUGAAAGAAAACGAGAUGAGGCCUUUUCAAUCUAACAUGACGGUCCCACUGGGAGUUACGCCUCCAAAGCCAGAGGCAAUGAUGCCUGAAGAAAUGGAGUUUCCUAUCCCUGCAGACGGACGCAUACCCCUCAACAUUAAGCUCAUGGAUGAAACGGAAACACUCACAAUUGAUGCUUAUUUUGAGGAAAGCCAUGCCACUCUACAACUCUACAGAAGCUACAGAUCCCCCAAUAACUACUACCUGCAGAUCCAGAAACCCUCCAGUCCUCCAGAGGUUGGUUCCCCCUUCCUGCUGCACGUUGAGAGGAAUCUUCCAAUGAUUGAGAUUCACUAUGUGGUGAAGUCCAGAGGUCAGGUGGUUUCUGCUGGGAGAAGCAUGGGAGGAGUUCUGCCUCUGGUCCCAGAAGUCUCCUGGGCUCCUCUGGCCUGUAUCAUCGUCUACUGUGUGGAUCCCCACGGAGAGAUCAUCAACGACGUGAUGCAGCUACCCAUCACCCAAACCUUACAAAACAAGGUAUCUCUGAGCUGGAGCGACGCUAUGAGGAAGCCAGCUGAGAAGGUCACACUAAAGGUCAAGGUGGCGGACCCCGCCUCUCUGGUCGGCAUCCUGGUGGUCGACAAGGCGACAAACUGGAAGGGAUCGUACAACGACAUCACCAAGGCGACGGUGGAGAAGGAGAUGAAGGAUUAUGGCGUUUCCACAGGCGACGCCUACUCUGACAUGAUGACAAUGGGAGAUCCAUACUCCGUCUUCAAGAAAUGUGAUCUUGUGGCGUUGACUGACGCCAGUUUACACGAGAUGAAAAGUCCGCUUAUGCCUACAUUUCCAGGGGAGGGAAUAAAUUACUUGACCCAGACAGAUAGUUCACAUGUGGAGCAACACCAGGAGCCACGAGAGCGCUGGAACUUCCCAGAGACCUGGAUAUGGAUGGACAUUUGCAGUGAUUCAGACUCCACAGAGAUAACUCUGACGGUACCAGACAGCAUCACGACCUGGACAGCCACCGCCUUCGUCAUAUCUGAGAACCUCGGUCUCGGCAUCAUAGAGAAGCCUGUAGAGCUCAAAGUGUUCCAGGAUUUCUUCCUGUCCUUGAACCUCCCGGCCUACAUCAUCAGAGGAGAGGAGCUGUUGCUGGAGAUCAUUCUGUACAACUACCUCCCACAGGCCCUGGAGGUCUCGGUAAUUGUUGUAGAGAGUGAGACCUUUGAGUUCAUCCUCUCGGACAAUGAGGGGCCCUCCAUGCCCGGUGUUGUCCAGGUGCCUGUGGGGAGUAACAGAGGCGCAUCCGUCCUCAUUCCCAUCAGGCCGCUGAUCAUCGGAGAGAUCGACAUCUUGGUGAAGGCCAUGUCGUAUGCGGGGAUGGACAUGGUCCGCAGGACGGUGCUCGUCAAGGCCGAGGGACUCCAGCAGUCGUUCUCCGCCUCGCUGCUGUUUGAGCUUUCUCUACCGCAGUCGAGUCUUUCCAGAGAUGUCGGGUUCAGCUUCCCGGCAGAUGUUGUGGAAGGCAGUGAGAGAGCCUCGGUGAUGGCUGUCGGCGACAUCCUCGGCCCGUCCAUCAGCGGCCUGGACUCUCUGAUCCAGAUGCCUCACGGCUGCGGAGAGCAGAACAUGAUCAACUUUGCACCGAACAUCUACGUUCUGCAGUAUCUGAGCGCCGUGGGCCAGGCGGACCAGGAGACCACGGAGACAGCCACAGACUUCAUGAUGAAGGGUUAUGAGCAGGAGCUGACCUUUCAGAGAUCAGACGGCUCCUUCAGCGCCUUCGGAGAAAGCGACUCGUCUGGAAGCACCUGGCUCACCGCCUUCGUCCUGAGGUGUUUCCUUCAGGCGCGGCCGUUCGUCGGCAUCGACGCCGUCGUGCUGCAGAGAGCGGCGGCCUGGUUGGCGGCCCAGCAGGGGGCUGAUGGGAGAUUGGAUGAGCACGGCCGGGUCAUCCACACCGAGCUGAAGGGAGGCCUGGACGGCAUCGUGUCCCUCACAGCCUACGGCCUCAUCGCCCUGCUGGAGGACGGGGACAUCAGGGCUCAGUUCGGCAGUCAGGUGUCCUCGGCUCUGAUGUUCCUGGAGACCCGCCUGGCUCUCGGCGUCUCCAGUAACUACAGCCUCGCUCUGCUCUCCUACGCUCUCGCUCUGUCCGGCAGCUCCAGUGCCAACCAGGCUCUAGACGAGCUGAUUGGACGAGCCGAGAUGAGAGAUGGCGUCCCGGUGUGGUCCUUCCCGGACGGUGGCCUGUCGUCGUCGUGGCAACCUCGCUCUGCGGACAUCGAGAUGGCGUCCUACGUUCUGCUCGCUCAACACCAGCUGGGUCACAUCACGGAGGGCCUCGGCCUCAUGAAGUGGCUCAGCCAGCAGAGGAACCACAGGGGAGGGUUCGGGAGCACCCAGGACACCGUCGUGGCUCUGCAGGCCUUGUCCCAGUUCGCAGCUCUCACGCCUCAGAUCGUCGACCUGAAGGUCACGGUGAACGCCGGCGCUUCGACCGCCGUGGCCUCCUUCUACAUCGACCAGGACAACCACCUGCUCCACCAGAGCCAACAGAUCGAUCCAGAUGAGCUGAACCUGCAGGUGUCUGCAGAAGGUCGAGGACUCGCUCUGUUUCAGCUCAACGUGUUUUACAACAUCAGGAACGAGGAGCCGAUGAGGAGGAGGCGACACGCCGACGACCACGAGGCGUUCCAUCUGAACGUCCAGCUGUUUGACAAAGAGAUGAACUCUGCACAUCUGUACAUCUGCAGCAGUCUGUCGGGGGCUCUGGGUCUGAACGCCACCGGUAUGGUCAUCAUGGAGGUCGGCCUGCUGAGCGGCUUCAGCCUUCUGCCGGACGGCGUCCCGACCGACGACGUCGUCAAGAGAGUGGAGACGGAGCCGGGGAAAGUCAUCCUGUACCUGGACUCUGUGACCACGGAGGAGAUGUGUCUUCUGAUCCCUCUGGUCCUGGAGUUUAAAGUCGGCAAAGUCCAGCAGGCCAAUGUUGUCAUCUAUGAUUAUUAUGAACCAAGACGGAGGACGGUGAGGACGUAUGAGUCAGAGUGGCGAGUACACAUGUCGCCCUGCUACUUCUGCGGCGGCAACUGCAGCUUGUGCAGACCAGAGGACUAUUACGACAACGAUUACGACAACAGCAUCAUGUCAAACAGCAGCCCAAUCGCCAUGACGACCAGUUUAACAACUGCUCUGCUCCUCCUCAUCAUCAUCACUGUCUUCGGCGUGUAA